Aspergillus ibericus CBS 121593 is the source of this 2112-nucleotide messenger RNA. RefSeq lists its product as uncharacterized. Lineage: Eukaryota; Fungi; Ascomycota; Eurotiomycetes; Eurotiales; Aspergillaceae. Bases 1 to 2112 code for a protein of 703 amino acids. The transcript has a single exon. The record is from RefSeq and is a predicted model, not a curated record. Gene Ontology annotation, molecular function: protein binding.
AUGCUCGUUCCGAAACCCCCUGUGGAUUUGGAAGGCCACUGCUCCGCUCUAUACGACAACACUCUUUACACCUACUCCGCCAACGGCUUCGCAUCGAUACCCCUCGAGCGCAAUGGAAACUGGACCGAACUGACCAUGGGUGAGGCCGUCUCGGAUGCGGCGUGUGUGAUAGGCGGCACCGAUGGCGAUGAAACCAAGCAAGCUCUCUACGUAGUCGGCGGAACUGGCUCGUCGAGUCAACCGGGCUUGCAGCGAUAUUCCUUUCAAGACAAAAAAUGGACCACAAUCCAACCCCCGCAAUCGGUGAUGGGGAACCGCACUCGCCACAAGGCCGUCUACCUGUCGAAUUCCUCGUCAAUCCUGGUUUACGGCGGUCACCAGACCGACGAAGAUGUCGCAUCCUCCGAUACAUACGUCCUCAGCACGGUCUCGCCGUACUCCAUCGCGGCUCACAAUGCGACAGAAGCAUCGCCAGCCGUCGCACCGGUUCUCCUGCCCUGGAAUGGUCGCGAGGCAGCUUUGGUGGGUGGCACGACAACCCCCAAAAAGGUCCACCUAUUCGACCCCACUCUGGGCUGGUACAGCUCCAACGUGACACUAGCCCAAUCGCUGUCCACUGGUGUGCAGUGUGCAAUCCUGGACGGAUCCGAUGGCAGCAAGGUCCUCGAAGAGUUCGACAUGGACGUGGCGCCCAACACGGUCACAAGCGUGGUGUUGGUGAAUUCGUCCGGGAAGGAUGAGAAUCCCGCUACCGCCUUGAGUUCCCAAUCUUCGCGUAAGCGCAAGAGAGAGAUCACCCUCAGCAAUUACCCGACUUACGAUAGUAGCUUGGCGGGAUCCACAACACGGCAAAAUUACUCAUUAGCCCAGGGAGAGGAUGGAUUGGUGGUGAUCUCCAGUGGCAGUGGUACCGACUCCUUAGCCAUAUUCAACCAAACCGCCAACAGCUGGGUCAACGCCACGAAGCUGUUUUACGGUGACGAGAGCCAGCAGCAGAUUCUGGGAUCAACGACGACUACGUCCUCAUCAACGGCAACUUCGACCAGCAGCGCCUCUUCCAGCCCUGCAGCCGGCGGUAAUUCGUCCGACAACGAUGUCGGCACCAUCGUCGGCGCCACCCUGGGAGCCAUUCUGGGCGUCGCAGCCUUUCUGGUGAUCAUUCUGCUCCUCCUCAAACGCAAGAAGCAGAACCUCAAGAGAGCCAGAGCCGAAAAUGAUAAAGAUCGGCUCAGUUUCCAGGAUCAGGGCGUGGAGCCUUUGGCCCAGUCAGCAUACCCCAUGGCGAAAAGCCCGGCGCCUCUGGCAGCUUCCUCGGUGGAUUCGCUCGCAAUAUUCUCGGGCAAGGUGGGGGAUGAAAAGACACCGAGGGCAGCUGGGGCCCGCCCUGCCUAUGCACAGAAUUCGACUCCGCUGAAGUCAAGUCCGCUGACCACCAUCCACUCCACUGGAGAGUCCUCCUCACCCAGCAUAUACUCAAGCGCUGCCCUGGAGAAGGAACUCGGGGGGCAAGACUCCAACCCUGGGGGUCGACCGGGCGACCGCAGGACCGAUGAAGGGUGGAGUCGGUACUUCCAGGACAAUAGUGCGACAAAUCUGGUCGGGGUGCAGUCUCAGAACCUCCAGCCCCCCUCAGCGGCAGCCAAGCCGCAGCCGAAAGGCUGGGCCAUGAAGACCCUCACGCCACUGGAUUUCGGGUUCUUGGACGAGCCCAAGCCUCUGGGACAGGUGAUCAGCGGGAGCCCCACCACCGAGCAUGCCUCGUCUAUCAUAUCUUCGGAGGGCCGCCAUGUGGCCAUCCAAGAGAGUCAGUCUGCUCGUAUCUCUAGCGCUUCCUCGAUGAGUGCCGAGUUGGAGCGUGACUCAUGGCAACAGCGCAGCUGGGCGGGCCGGCCUCCAAGUAGCACCUACAGCAGAAGCUUCUACAACCCCAGCACCCAUGUUCCGUCAAUAGCAGCGCCAUCCGACAGUGACUACCGACUGUUUGACCCGUCUCGCACCAACACCCGGGGGUCUAGCAUCCUCAUACCCGAAGUCUCGGAACCCAUGCCCACACACAAUGCCACCAAUGUCAAUGAGGACAUGAGCUGGUUGAACCUCCAUGCCGAUCGAUGA